UGCUGCCAGUAGUUUUUAACUACGCCGGAGCCAGCCUGUAGUCUAUACUGUGAUCAGCCUUAUCGGACGGUUAGUGGAGUCGUAAUGGCUUCCGAUGACGACGAUGUCAGUGUGGGUCUCAUUGAAGUCUACAGGCAUAGGUUGCAAGAGCUUAUUGUUGUGGAUCGGGUUCUGGAUUAUUUAGAGUUUAUCGAAUACGACCAAAAGGAGCAGAUCAGACAAAAAGCGAAGACCGAUGGUGACAUAGCGGCUACGAAUCUCCUUAUUUCCGCAGUCAUAAAGAAGCCACACACCCUUGGAUGGUUCACGGCAUUUGUUGAUGCUUUGAAACAUUCAGGUUGUCAUUCUGCUGCGGAAUAUAUGCAGGUCAAUCCCCCCAGACCUGAAGUGGAGGCAGAGAAUGAUACCUGUGUCAAGCUUAUUCACUUGCUCUCUCCCAGUCUUGUGGAAAUGCCGACUGAAGAGGUGCGCCUCCACUGUUUCUCUAAAGGCCUAAUCUCCCAGGAGGACUCAGAGCUUAUUGAAACUACAACAACAAACAAAGGACCCAUAAGUGGAGCCCGUGAACUUCUGAAAUGUAUCGUGAGAGCUCCACCAGGAUGGUUUUCUACAUUUCUCGAUAUUCUGCGUGAAACUGACCAUAAGAACCUGUGUGAGUUAACAGGAAGGCCAUCAGACUUUGACAACAAAGGCUCAGAUGAUAAACUGCCUUCACUGAUGGAUGAAUCUACAGGAAGUGCAGCAGCAGCAGCUGAAAGCUGUGAUAGCCCACAGUUAAAUGACAUCAGCUUAUCCGAGGAGCCUGAAGCAGACCUAUACGAAGCAGUGAGCACUGAUCCCAGACAACUACCACACAGCUUGGAGCCCCCACAACGAGCGGCCGGAGACCCAGAAAAAGCUGAUAUUGUUCUUCGACAUUAUCAGAAGGAUGUUGCUAGACCUGCCUUGGAGGGGGAAAACAUCAUCAUAUGCCUCCCGACAGGAAGUGGUAAAACCAGAGUUGCAGUUUAUAUUACCAAAAAACAUCUGGACUGCAGGAGGGCAGAGGGGUGUUCAGGGAAAGUGGUUGUCCUGGUGAACAAGGUUCCUCUUGUUGAGCAGCAUUAUUCCGCAGAGUUCUUGCCGUUUUUGAAGCCUUCAUAUAAAGUGGAGAGAGUCAGCGGAGACUGCCAGCUCAAAAUCUCUUUCACAGAGAUCGUGAAGAACAACGACGUCAUCAUUUGCACAGCCCAGAUUCUUGAGAAUUUCUUGGAGAGGUCUAACAACGGGGAGGACGAAGGGGUGAAAUUAAGCGAUCUGACACUGAUUGUAAUAGAUGAGUGUCACCACACUCAGAAGGGAGAAGUCUACAACCACAUAAUGAUGCGCUACCUGAUGCAGAAGCACAAGAAUAGAAGGCUGAAGAAGGAGCAGAAGGAGCCUGUGCCCCUCCCUCAGAUCCUGGGCCUGACUGCCUCACCGGGGGUCGGGGCAGCCACGAUAAUGAAAAAAGCUGAGGACCACAUACUGCGCAUUUGUGCAAACUUGGACGCUUCCAAAAUCAUGACAAGGAGCCUUGGGGAACACAAAAGGGAACCAAGAAAAGUCGUUCAAACUGUUGAAGACAGAAAAGAGGAUCCCUUUGGCGAUGUAAUCAAGAACAUCAUGAAUGCCAUUCAUGCCCACGCAGAGCUGAGCCCCACCUCUGACCUUGGCUCUCAGAAUUAUGAACAGUGGGUUGUUCAAAAAGAGCGAAUAGCUGCAACAGAGGAAAAUCAGAAAGUGCGGGUUUGUGCAGAGCACCUUAGACAGUACAGCGAGGGUUUGAAUCUCAGCAACACCAUACGCAUGCGUGAUGCCUUCAGUUUCCUGAACAAAUACUACGACGAGGAGAUUAAGAAAAAAGCCACACCAGAUGAUGAGCAGGACAUACAAAUCACAGAUACUGAGAGAUUCCUCUUCAAUUUGUUUAAAGAUAAAAAAGAAGAGCUGCAAAAGCUCGCAGAUAAUCCACAGUAUGAAAAUGACAGCCUGACGAAACUAAGAAGUAAAGUUCUGCAUGAGUUCAGCAGCAGGAAGGCGGCCAGGGGGAUCAUUUUCACCAAAACACGGCGCAGUGCCAUUGCUCUAAGUCAGUGGAUACAGGAAAACUCCAAAUUUGCUGACAUUGGAGUCAAAGCCUCAUAUAUGAUCGGAGGAGGAGACCAGAGUGUUGUUAAGCCAAUGACCACGGCCGAGCAAAGGGACGUGUUGACCAAAUUCCGCGACGGUGAUGUCAACUUGCUGAUUGCUACCACCGUGGCAGAGGAAGGUUUGGACAUAGCAGCGUGCAAUUUCGUUAUACGAUACGGCCUCGUGACCAAUGAGAUUGCUAUGAUUCAGGCACAAGGCAGAGGAAGAGCUGAGGACAGUAGUUACACUCUGGUCGAGGUGAAGAACUCUGGGGUGGCUGAGAAGGAAUGUGUUAAUGAGUACCGCAUUAACAUGAUGAACAAAGCCAUUGACAAAAUCAGAGCCUUAGAUCAAGCAGACUACGACAAACGGAUCUUGGAGUUUCAAAUUCAGGCUAUAAUGGAGGAGAAGGUGAGAAUGACAAAGAAGAAGCAGAAAUGCAUGCAGUACGAGAAGGGUGAAGUGAAGUUUAGCUGCCGAAGCUGCAGCAAACCCGUUUGCACCGGCGAGGACAUUCAGAUCAUCGAAAACAUGCACAGAGUUAAUGUUACACCAGAGUUCAGUCAACUUUUUAAUAAGAGAGAAAACACGACUCUUCAAGAGCGACUUCUAGAUUAUGAGACCAAUUACUUCAUAGCAUGCAAAGACUGUGGCCAGAGAUGGGGUUCCAUGAUGCUCUACAAAGGAAUCGAUUGUCCCUGCCUUCACGUGAAAAACUUUGUAGUGACGUUCAACGGAAAGAAGAUCAGCAAGUGCACCAAGUGGAGUGAGCUUGCCAUCAAGUUUCCCGCCUUUGACUACGCUGAACAUGCAAGCCGUUUGGUAGAUGACGAAGACACUAACUGAAUCACAACUAUGUAGACUCACUAAUACUCACAAAAACAUUGACUUCUGUUGAAUUAUUAUGUUUGGCUUACACAGCAUGAGUUACUGCACCUAUGACACUGGUAAAUGCAAUGCUUCCUUUGAGUGCUACAAUGUGCAUGCAAUGAUAACUGGAGUCUGAUGUUAGUGGAUUUAAGAAUGUACAAUAGUUUUCAAUAUUUUAUUGGGAAAAGGCUUAUUUCAAAAAUAUGUAAGAUUGUCAAUAUAUAAUUUUGCAAUGGUGUCACUCUUUAACAGUCAUAAAGUACGUAUUGUGUGCAUCACUGAUACAAAAAGCAAGGGAAAUGAUUUUCCUCUCAAACCCCUGUGGUCUCAUGAGAUUGGAGCCACUGAGCCUGUGAUAGCCCAGCAGAGCCCACCUGUCAACACGCAUUCAAACAAACAGGUGCUGGUGAGUUUCCAUUACAAUAAAUUCAACUGUUAAGCCAGUCACAGCUGCUAUUUUUAGAACUAUUUUUUAAAGAAUUGUUUCUGCAAUUGCAAAUAGAAACCUGUGUGAUCUGAUUGUGUCGGGCAUGCACAAACAUGUUGUAUGGAUCCUUGAGUAAUAAAAGUGUGUCUACUAUCUGGCUUAAGUAAUACUUUUAUUUCUUUUUAAAUUACAUUUAUGUUCUUAAUAAUUAAUCCACAUUCUAAUAAAAACAUUCCCAAGAUAA
Molecule: messenger RNA, 3692 nt
Organism: Perca flavescens (yellow perch)
Lineage: Eukaryota; Metazoa; Chordata; Actinopteri; Perciformes; Percidae
Gene: ifih1
Product: interferon induced with helicase C domain 1
Exons: 16
Coding region: 85-2997 (970 amino acids)
Biological process (GO): antiviral innate immune response; MDA-5 signaling pathway
Cellular component (GO): cytoplasm
Molecular function (GO): single-stranded RNA binding; DNA binding; hydrolase activity
Source: RefSeq, a predicted model, not a curated record